Mirounga angustirostris (Northern elephant seal) is the source of this 3843-nucleotide messenger RNA. RefSeq names its product growth arrest specific 8 (gene GAS8). Bases 2218 to 3738 code for a protein of 506 amino acids. Gene Ontology annotation, molecular function: small GTPase binding; microtubule binding. Gene Ontology annotation, biological process: flagellated sperm motility. The transcript is spliced from 13 exons. Gene Ontology annotation, cellular component: Golgi apparatus; motile cilium; microtubule. The record is from RefSeq and is a predicted model, not a curated record. Lineage: Eukaryota; Metazoa; Chordata; Mammalia; Carnivora; Phocidae.
AGCCCGAUGUGGGACUCGAUCCCAGGACUCUGGGAUCAUGACCUGAGCCGAAGGCAGCUGCUUAACGACUGAGGCGCCCAGGCGCCCAGUUUUGCCCCUUUUUAAAGGAAACUGCUCCCUUGUAUAGCAAAACCGGAGUUCAAAGCAGUCUGCUCUUCACAGCCUUUCUCCCAAGGGAACUGACAAAUGGUUUUCUUAGAUCUUGUAGCUCUUUCUUGUGAAGCCUGGUGCCUGCCCUUCUCUUAGUGUGCAUCCUCCUCUGUGCUGGGAGGAGGGCCUGAUGGGGGCUGUGCGUGUCGGGCGCCGAGGGGACCUCUUCAGUGCUGGGGAGACAACUGCCAGGAUCUUGAAGAAUGGUGUGGACGUGUGAUUUUUGGAUGUAGCUGGGUGUGAAGAGGCCAAGUUGGAGAUUAUGGAGUUUGUGAAUUUCCUGAAGACUCCCAAGCAGUGUCAGGGCUUAGGAGCCAAAAUUCCAAAGGUGUUGAUUCCAGAGAAUGUGAUAGUGCCCUGAGCUUCCGGUCAGAGUCAGACCUCACCGUGGUCCAGUGUGGACAGACACGGGACCACUUAGCUUUCUGUAGAGAUUGUGUGUAAUCACGGGAAGCAGCAUUUGCCAGGGCAGAAUGGUGACGAUCCUCUUACCUGGUUGAAACCACAGUGAGUUUACUUUUUUGAACCGUGAGACUGUAGAGUCCUGGGAACAGUACGGACCCAUGUUGAGAGGUAUGUUCGUGUUCACUGAAAGCACAAGCUUAUGCCCUUGAGUGGUCUUCCAUUUCGAGGCUGGUCCUUCCUUCCAGUUGGUUCCAGUGAUGGGGAUCUUCUGUUUGUUAAAUGUCCUGCAUAAACAUGUUGUGUACAGUUUUGUUCCUCUAAAUGAAGUGAGAACUUAGAAGCAAAGCAAACUGAAUGUAGAACCUUCUAUAUUUUUAUGAGUUUUUCUUACUCUUAGAGUUUUCUCACUCAGUUUGACAGUUUUGGUUUUUUUUUUUUAGCAAUUUGCCUUUAUUGCUUUAUUAUCCAAAGCCUUCACCUUAGUUUUUGAAGAAGCAACCUUUUUUUUUCAAUUCUUGUUUUAUUAGUUUACAUAAUGUUAAAUUACAUAAUUAAAACAGCAAAUACAACUUGCGUAAAAAGGUUUGGGGUCAGAUACAACUGCCCCGUGGUAAGCCCUUGACCAUGCUGUGGACGGCAGUGUGGUGUGGGUGGGGGUCAGGGUGUGGUAUAGCGGAAGCAGAGCUGGGUGAUUCUGGCGGCUGGGUCUGCCUCCUGGUGCCUUUUUGUGCCAUGGACCCUUUGGAGGCCUGACAAACUGGGAGUCCUUUUCCCAGAAGGAUUUGCACCUUACUGGAAAUCGACUCACAAAUCCGUUGGUCGUCCCUGGACUGUGGACCAGGCGAAGAGCUCCUAGUGUAGACUGUGACCCUUGCAGGAGCUCUUGCUUUCUUCAGCUCCUCCCCACAGGGUGGUCGCCCCUGGACAGUUUGUUCUGAACACCAGGAACAGCUGUGGACCACUGUGAGCCUGGGGACUGGAGGUUGGGUGGUGCCGUUUCUGGUCUGUAGUCUGGCGAGUGUUAGCAAGCGUGUGUGCAGCAGAGGUACAGCCCCGCCCCAGCCCUGCUGCUGUUCACCUGGCUUUCCCUUGCAGGAGGUCCAGCUGCGUGUGUGUUCGGAGGAAAGUGGGCGGGGCGGGCAGGUCACCAGGAUGCGACCCCCCAGCUGGGCGGGGGCUGGGCGGGUGGGGGGGUGUCUGUCAUUCUGUGUGGUGCUGAGGAUGUCAGGGCCCACAUGGCUUUUCAGCUCCUCCUGGGUGUGAAGUUCAGUGACUUCCUAAAACGACCCACAGUAGAUAUGAGCACAUGUGCUUCCUCUUCUAGAAGAAUCGGCUGUGCGUGUGGUUCCACGACGGGUGGAGAUGGAUCACAGUGGACUGUGAAUCCCUAAUCCACGUUCAUGGGGACAUGGGGUCCAACACCUUGUUGUGGGUUUGAGUUCCGUGACUCCCUCUCCCCUACCUUUUUGCGCCCCUGACGUCACAGGCAGGUCCUCCGUCUUCAGGGUCCACCUGCGCCCACUGAAGCUGGACAGGAGCCUAUAUAAGGAUGCCCUGGCAAGAAAGCUCAUGAUGCUCACUUUGGGCUUCACGGAUUGUGUAGUUUGGGCUGAAUGAAAAGCUGGGACAGGUGUCCUUUGACUUCCCCCGCGACAAGGCGAGAUGCUGGUGGAGAAGCUGCACAGUGAGGCCACUGCCCAGCCCAUAGAUGAGGAGGUGCUGACCUGGUGCCGAGAGCAGGUGGACAAGGCGCCCAAGAAGAAAGGGAAGAAAGGAAAAACCAAAGGUACCCCGAUUGUUGAUGGGCUUGCUCCGGAGGACAUGAGCAAGGAGCAGGUGGAGGAACAUGUCAGCCGCAUCCGCGAGGAGCUGGACCGUGAACGUGAGGAGCGCAACUACUUCCAGCUGGAGCGGGACAAGAUCCACACCUUCUGGGAGAUCACGCGGAGGCAGCUGGAGGAGAAGAAGGCCGAGCUGCGGAACAAAGACCGGGAGAUGGAGGAGGCUGAGGAGAGACACCAGGUUGAGAUUAAGGUCUACAAGCAGAAGGUGAAACACCUGCUGUAUGAGCAUCAGAACAACUUGACGGAGGUGAAGGCCGAGGGCACCGUGGUCAUGAAGCUGGCGCAGAAGGAACACCGCACACAGGAGGGCGCACUGCGCAAGGACAUGCGGGCGCUGAAGGUGGAGCUCAAGGAGCAGGAGCUGACCAACGAGGUGGUGGUGAAGAACCUGCGGCUGAAGCACACGGAGGAGAUCACCAAGAUGCGGAACGACUUUGAGAAGCAGGUGCGAGAAAUUGAGGCCAAGUAUGAUAAAAAGAUGAAGAUGCUUAGGGAGGAGCUUGACCUGCGGAGAAAGACCGAGAUCCAUGAGGUGGAGGAGAGGAAGAACAGCCAGAUCAACAUGCUGAUGCAGCGGCACGAGGAAGCCUUUACGGACAUCAAGAACUACUACAAUGACAUCACCCUCAACAACCUGGCCCUCAUCAACUCCCUCAAGGAGCAGAUGGAGGACAUGCGCAAGAAGGAGGACCACCUGGAGAAGGAGAUGAUGGAGGUGUCCGUGCAGAACAAGCGCUUGGCAGACCCCCUCCAGAAGGCUCGCGACGACAUGAACGAGAUGCAGAAGAAGCUCAGCAACUACGAGAGGGACAAGCAGAUCCUGCUUUGCACAAAAGCACGUUUGAAGGUCACCGAGAAGGAGCUGAAGGGCCUGCAGUGGGAACACGAGGUGCUCGAGCAGCGGUUCCUCAAGGUGCAGCAGGAGCGGGACGAGCUGUACAGGAAGUUUACUGCGGCCAUCCUGGAGGUGCAGCAGAAGGUGGGUUUCAAGAACCUGGUUCUGGAGCGGAAGCUGCAGGCACUGAGUGCUUCUGUGGAGAAGAAGGAGGUGCAGUUCAGUGAGGUGCUGGCGGCCUCCAACCUGGACCUCGCGGCGCUGACCCUUGUGUCCCGCAAACUGGAGGAUGUUCUAGAAUCAAAGAACAACACUAUCAAGGACUUGCAGUAUGAGCUGGCCCGGGUCUGCAAGGCCCACAAUGACCUGCUGCGCACCUAUGAGGCGAAGCUCCUGGCCUUUGGGAUCCCUCUGGACAACGUGGGCUUCAAGCCUCUGGAGACGGCUGUGAUCGGGCAGACGCUGGGCCAGGGCCCUGCAGGGCUCGUGGGCACCCCGACCUAGUGCUUGCCCAGGACUGCUCCCUGGAUGACCUUCCCUUUCACCAAGGACAGGAACUGUUUUUUUUUUUAGAUUUGUAUCAUCUACAAAUAAAGGUUUUCUACAUUU